GCAAAACGUGCUGAAACUGAAAGUGGCUGAUACCUGGCGAAAGAAAGUAGAAAAUUAAAAAGAAUGGUUUAGGAUUUUUAUACUAGCAUGGCCAAUCUGCCACGGCUAACAGGAGCCCUCAGGGCAUUUGCAAAUGUGUCGUCACAGGACAGUCACAGUGUGAAUACAAGCAGGGACCUGUUGGAGAGACGCCGACUGCAGACCGAACUACAGAGCAAGGACAGCGAUGCCUGGCAGAGUCUGGUGUCUCUGGUGAAGAACAAUGCUGAUGCUCAGAUACAGGACAUCAACGCGGCACUCAAGCAGCUCACUGUCAGUGCAAAGGCUGUUGUUGGCAAUGAAGCAAGCUCAGACACAGUGGAAGGUGCAGCAUCAUACCUGUUUGAUGUUUUCAAAUUUUCCCGACAUGUUGGUUCUCGAGAAACUGCCAAGAUUCGUAACAUAUUUGGACCAUUCCCAGCCUCAGCUGCAACAAAAGCCUGUGAAGUUGUCCAGAAGAUAGUAUCAUGGCUACCGGAAGACGUUUUGUCCGAGUCGGACGAACCAGGGAGACAGGAAGCAGAUGGGGCAGCCAUUAUUCAAGAGUUUGGAAAAAAUUUGAAGUUUUCUUCCCCUGACUCGGAUGGUAUUAAUGAGGUUCUUUCUAGUUCAGAAUCAGAGGAGGAAAAAGAAGAACUGAAUUUUGACUUAAAAUAUAACAGCUGUUCUCGUUCAGUGCCCAGCAAGGUAGAGAAAACAAUCGAAGGAGCGGAAUCUAAACGGUUUGAUUAUGCCUGGUUGCUAAGCGAAGUGAAGAUAUAUUUUCCACAUGAAGAGACAUCGCUCGGGCUCACAGUUACAGAUCUUGCCACCAGUUUGUUUGAUGUUCUGUGUUCCAUAAAGACGGAUGAAGAGUUGCAGAAUGAGUUGUUUGAAUUGCUCGGAUUUGAUCGGUUUGAGAUGAUUGAGAGUCUCCUUGGCAACCGACGCAGUUUGAUGCAGUCACUGAUUGAGGAGUCUGCAAAACCCAUUGCUACUGCAGGACAAAAGAAAAAAGGAGAUCCUCAAAAUAGGCCAGCUUAUGGAUGUCAAGUAACUAUUCAAACUGAAGAUGAGAAGCUCUUGAAGAAACAAAUUAGAAAAGAGGAAAAAAAGAUUUCUCGGAGAGAUGGUAGGAAAGUGGAGGAUGGUUCUGAUCAAGGCAUGGACUUCGACCCGCAGAAAAUGAGAACACAGAGAGAAGAAGCAUUGCAAGCUGCGGCUAUGACCCCCUUGUUUCCCCAGCGUUCAAGCCACUAUCAACCAAGAGAAAAGUUCCCUUUUGUGUUUGAUACUUACGAGGAAGCCAGACACUCCUCAGCAUAUGUUGGUGGAUGCAAGCUAGUCCUUCCAGCGGGGUUUGAGAGAAAGGAGGAGAAGACGUUCGAAGAAGUCAAUAUUCCUCCAAUCCAAGCCGGUCUCACAAAUGUGGGCAAGGAGCUUAUUCCUAUAUCGUCUCUAGAUGAGAUUGGCCAGCUUGCGUUCAGAGGAAUGAAGUCACUGAACAGAAUCCAGUCGGUGGUGUUUGAGUCGGCGUACAGAACCAACGAAAACCUGCUCAUUUGUGCUCCGACUGGUGCUGGCAAGACGAACAUUGCAAUGUUGGCCAUCCUUCAUGAGAUAAAACAACACUUGUCGCAGGGUGUUAUCAAGAAAGAUGAAUUUAAGAUUGUUUAUGUUGCUCCAAUGAAAGCGUUGGCUGCGGAGAUGGUUCGUAAUUUUGGAGGUCGACUGGAGCCGCUUGGUCUGGUCGUGAGAGAACUGACAGGAGACAUGUCACUCACCAAGGCUGAGAUUCUUAAAACACAGAUGCUGGUAACAACACCUGAAAAGUGGGAUGUGGUGACCCGGAAAAGCACAGGUGAUGUUGCUUUGGCUCAACUUGUUAAACUGCUAAUUUUUGAUGAGAUCCACUUACUGCACGAUGACAGAGGACCAGUCAUUGAGAGUCUGGUUGCUAGGACGAUUAGACAGGUGGAGAGUUCACAGAGUAUGAUCCGGAUUAUCGGACUGUCGGCCACACUGCCCAACUACCUGGAUGUGGCCCACUUCCUCAACGUCAACCCGUACGUCGGACUCUUCUUCUUUGAUGGAAGGUUUAGACCUGUUCCUCUCAGUCAAACAUUCAUUGGUAUUAAAACCACAUCUACUAUGCAACAGAUGAUGGAGUUCAACCAUGUCUGUUAUGAGAAAGUUCUGUUCCAAGUCAAAGCAGGCUACCAGGUUAUGGUGUUUGUCCAUGCGAGAAAUGAAACAGUACGCACAGCAAUGGUGCUCAGGGAUUUAGCAAAGAAUAAACACCAGAUUGGAUUCUUCCUGCCUCCACAGGGACCCAAGUUUGGAGAAGCACAGAAAGUUACAAUGAGGUCUCGGAACAAACAGCUGAAGGAGCUGUUCUCCGAUGGGUUUGCAAUCCACCAUGCCGGAAUGCUGCGUCAGGAUCGUAACCUGGUGGAGAAGUAUUUUUCGGCAGGCCUGAUCAAGGUUCUCUGUUGUACGGCCACAUUGGCCUGGGGCAUCAAUUUGCCAGCACAUGCUGUUAUCAUCAAGGGAACACAGAUCUAUGAUGCGAAGAAAGGAACGUUUGUCGAUCUCGGAAUCCUCGAUGUGAUGCAGAUAUUCGGUCGUGCUGGUCGGCCUCAGUUUGACAAGUUUGGACAUGGCACGAUCAUCACAACUCACAACAAACUGAGUCACUACCUGUCACUGAUGACUAGACAGAACCCCAUUGAGAGUCAGUUCAUAAACAGCCUCACUGAUAAUCUGAAUGCAGAGAUAGUUCUUGGCACGGUGACUAACGUGGAAGAGGCGGUGCGAUGGCUGAGCUACACGUACCUGUAUGUGAGGAUGAGGAUCAACCCGCUCGUGUACGGGAUAUCACACACCACACUGGAAGAAGACCCAUUGUUGGAACUUCACCGUCAUGAACUGAUAAGAGAUGCUGGGAGGAAGCUGGACAAAGCGGAGAUGGUUAGGUUCGACGAGAACACUGGAUACUUCUUCUCCACUGACUUGGGACGCAUUGCGAGCCACUUUUACAUCAAGUAUGACACUGUGGAGAUGGUGAAUGAAACCUUUGUUUCACUCAUGACAGAGUCUGAUGUGUUUAGUAUUUUGUCAAAGGCGCAAGAAUUUGAUCAGAUAAAGGUCCGUGACGAUGAAAUGGAUGAGCUGGAGAACUUGGUCCAUGAUGCCUGUGAGAUGCCUGUCCCGGGUGGUAAGGAAAACACACACGGCAAAGUGAACAUCCUGCUUCAGUCGUACGUGUCGCGACACAUGAUCGACAGCUUCUCUCUCGUCUCAGACAUGUCCUAUGUAGCUCAGAAUGCUACACGUAUCAUGAGGGCACUGUUUGAGAUUGCCCUGAAAAGGGGUUGGCCCAUCAUGGCCAGCCGCCUCCUACGACUGAGCAAGAUGGUUGACAAGCGACUCUGGGGAUUUCAGCAUCCACUCCGUCAGUUCAUGAUUCUCACACAUGAGAUAUUGGAGAAGCUCGAAAGGUCAAGAUUGACCAUAGAUCGCCUCAAAGAGAUGACUCCUCAAGAAAUAGGUCACAUGAUCCACCAUGUUAAGAUGGGUGGAGUCGUUAAGAAAUGUGUCAGUCAUUUACCCUGUCUGGAUCUGGAUGCCAACAUUCAGCCAAUCACACGCACCGUACUCCGAGUGAGGCUCACCAUAACGCCAGACUUCAAGUGGGAUGACAAGGUCCAUGGUGGUACAGCGGAACCAUUCUGGAUCUGGGUGGAGGACCCAGACAACAACCAUAUCUACCAUUCAGAGUACUUCAUGCUACACAAGAAACAGGUUGUCAAUGCAGAGGCACAAAAUCUGGUGUUCACCAUUCCUAUAUUCGAGCCCCUGCCGACUCAGUAUUAUGUGAAGGCCAUAUCUGACCGAUGGCUAGGAUCAGAAGCUGUGUGUCCUAUUUCAUUCCAGCAUCUCAUACUGCCAGAGAGACACCCACCCCAUACAGAGCUUCUUGAUUUGCAUCCGUUGCCGAUCACUGCCCUGAACGAUCCGAAGCUGGAGGUGCUGUACAAGUUCUCCCACUUCAACCCGGUGCAGACUCAGUUCUUUCACACUCUGUAUCACACGGACAGUAAUGUGCUGCUCGGUGCGCCCACCGGAUCGGGGAAAACAGUGGGAGCAGAACUCGCAAUAUUCAGGGUGUUCCGAGAAUAUCCAAAGUACAAGGCUGUGUACAUUGCACCACUAAAGGCUCUAGUCAGAGAAAGAAUGGAAGAUUGGAAAGUCAGAAUAGAGCAGAAACUAGGGAGAAAAGUUGUUGAGUUAACGGGAGACGUGACUCCAGACAUCAGAGCUAUUGGAGAAGCCGACCUGAUCGUAACGACACCCGAGAAGUGGGACGGCAUUAGUCGGAGCUGGCAGACGAGAAGUUACGUUAAAGCUGUGGCUCUCAUCGUCAUCGACGAAAUACAUCUGCUAGGAAAUGACAGAGGUCCAGUUCUAGAAGUUGUCGUUUCGAGAACAAACUUCAUCUCGUCACACACGGAGAAACCUGUCCGUGUGGUGGGGCUGUCAACAGCUUUAGCCAAUGCCAGGGAUCUCGCUGAUUGGCUGGGCAUUAAACAGGUUGGAUUGUUCAACUUCCGACCGUCUGUCCGUCCUGUUCCUCUUGAAGUACACAUCGCAGGAUUUCCUGGUCAGCAUUACUGUCCUAGAAUGGCCACGAUGAAUAAACCAACCUUUCAAGCGAUAAAAACACACUCUCCAGAAAAGCCGGUGCUGAUAUUUGUGUCGUCACGGCGACAGACGCGAUUGACAGCUCUGGAUCUGAUAGCCUACUUGGCUGCCGAGAUGAACCCGAAACAGUGGCUGCACAUGGAGGAGAUGGAGAUGGAGAAUCUGAUUGUGGGUAUCAAGGACACUAACUUGAAGUUGACUCUGGCCUUUGGAAUCGGCAUCCACCAUGCUGGACUGGUAGAGAGAGACAGGAAGUCUGUGGAAGAAUUAUUCGUCAAUCAAAAGAUACAGGUUCUGAUAGCAACCAGCACGUUAGCCUGGGGUGUCAACUUCCCUGCUCACUUGGUGGUCAUCAAGGGAACAGAGUACUUUGAUGGAAAGACAAAAAGAUAUGUGGACUUCGCCAUAACUGAUGUCUUACAAAUGAUGGGACGGGCUGGACGGCCGCAGUUUGAUGAUCAGGGCAAGGCCGUCAUCCUGGUUCAUGACAUCAAGAAACAUUUCUACAAGAAGUUUCUGUACGAACCCUUUCCUGUGGAAUCAAAUUUGUUGGAAGUUCUGCCCGACCAUCUGAAUGCGGAGAUAGUGGCGGGAACGAUCACGUCAAAGCAAGACGCCAUGGAUUACAUCACCUGGACCUACUUCUUCCGGCGCCUUGUUGUCAAUCCAAGCUACUACAAUCUGGAUAACACAGACUUUGAUGUGGUGAACAAAUUCCUGUCUGCCCUGGUGGAGAAGUCGCUUAUUGAGUUAGAAUCAUCAUACUGUAUUCAAGUGGGAGAUGACAACAGAAGUGUCUCACCACUGACUCUGGGCAGGAUUUCAUCCUACUACUACCUGAAUCACAUCACCCUGCGAAUGUUCUGCGAGGAUCUCAAACCGGACUCCAACAUCGAAGAGCUCAUCAAGAUUUUGUCUAAUGCUCAUGAAUAUGAUGAACUUCCUGUGAGACACAAUGAAGACAGCAUCAACAGCGAACUCGCCCGGAAGAUGUCUCUCGACUUGUAUGCCUAUGAUUCAUCACACACCAAGACUCAGAUCCUGUUACAUGCCCACUUCAACCAGACACAACUUCCCUCAACGGACUACUUCACAGACACCAAGUCUGUUCUCGACCAGACAAUACGAAUACUACAGGCCAUGUUAGAUGUGUCUGCGGAUCAAGGCUGGCUCGUGACAUCGCUGCGAGUGAUCAUGCUCAUACAGAUGGUAGUCCAGGCUCGCUGGCUCCACGAUUCCUCUCUGCUGACUCUGCCCAACGUCAUGCCGUACCAUCUCCACUGCUUCAAACCUCGAAGCAGUGGUGGAGCCCGGAAGAAGGGGUCUCCAGACUUGUCUGUUCCCAUAGAAACCUUACCCCAGCUGAUGGUCACCUGUGAUGGCAAUUUCAAACUGCUGUCGGCCAUGUUGGAUGGAGAGAUGAGUCCUGCACACAUUGACCAGUUGUAUCAUACAAUAUGUCGUCUGCCGCAGAUUGAAGUGUCCAUGGCCAUCAAAGGCUGGUGGGCUGGUGACAAGAGGCAGCAAAAUGAAAAACCAGUGAACACAAGACACAGAGGUGGCCGGCGUCCAGAGAGUUCCUGGAUAACUAUCCAUGCUGACCAAGAGUACGUCUUGAAAAUCACCCUGACACGAAUCAACAAAACUAAGAAACAUGACAGCAAAGCCUCAUCUCCGAAAUUCCCCAAGCCUAAAGACGAAGGAUGGGUGCUUGUUGUUGGAGACAUUGAGAACAAGGAGGUUAUUGCCUUGAAGCGUGUGGGGUACGUCCGAGGCCGAACCACAGCACAGUUGGCUCUGUUCACCCCAGAGUCGACCGGACGUGUGAUAUACACGCUGUAUCUCAUGAGCGACGCAUACCUAGGCUUGGACCAGCAGUACGAUUUGUGUUUGAAUGUCAUUCCUUCCAACAUUGAGGCUCAAGUCAACACAGAACUUGAAGGUGAACUUGCUGACCUUGACUUUGGAGACUGACCUUGAGUUCGGUUAAUGUUGACCUUGAGACUGACCUUGAGUUUUUCUGUCAAGCAUGAUGGAUUUUGACCUUGAGGACUCUUUGGUGAUUGGUUCAUUAUGAUAGGAUCAUGACUGAUGGCUGUGAAUUCACAACUGGUGCCAAUAAAAAGACAACUUGUUUUCUGUGACAAACAAAUGAUGUUUUUGUGACAAAGAAGUGACUGGAUGAAUUAGUAAUCUAGUAUUUCUAAUAGUGUUAUGACUACAUGGAUCAAGAAGUAGUGAGGAUGGUUAAGUGCAAUGUUUCUUUCUUAGAUAUUAUCUGAAGGACCUCAUUAAGUGUAUUUUCAUUUAAAAUAUAAUAUGUUAUAUAUACUGAUGGAAAGAAAUAAGGGAACACAUGGUAUUUGAGACCUAGUGUAAUUCACUACUGGAGUAGUUAUUUCUGUAUAAAAUACAGAGAUGUAUUGUGACACUGCAUGUCAGUACUGUGGGGUUGACAUCCAGUAACACAGUUAAUUUCCUGAUACUUGAGGAUAAGGAUUUUGGUUGCAGUCAACAUUUGAUGUUAUUACUCACGUGUUCCUUUAUUUCUUUCCAUCAGUAUAUUUCAUUAAGUACAAUACAAAGUCUAUAUACAAAGUAAAAUAUUUAUGAUUUUUAAAAAUAUUGAAAUAUUUUCCAAUAUAAAUCUAUAUUAAAUGCGGUAACCAGGACCAUGUAACUUAUUCCUAACUUUAUUAUUGUUUGAAAUCUAUAUUCCUUGUGGAUAAAUGCAUAACUGAAUCUAAUAACUGGAAAUGGCAAGUGAAUCGGGUAUCAAAUCCAGGUUGAACGUAAAGGUGAAAGGUGUUUUGUGUCUGAUAUAUACAUGUAUAUCAGAGUGGAAAAUGGAUCAUCUAGGAUUGACAAUAUGAUUGUACAAAAUAAGAGGUUUGUUAAAUAUAAAUCAUUUUGAAAAGGAAUUUACAAAAAAUUAUUCUCAGUUUAGCUUAGAUUUUUAUAAUCUGUUCUUGAUCAGUCAUAAAUUCAGGACAUUAUUACACAGCCUGGAAUGUGAAACAUUUUUAUGUUGCAUUCUGUAUGGGUAAAAAACGAGUGAGAGAAAAUGUAUAUUUAUUUUUAUUUUAUCAGUAAUGUAUUUCAUCACAAGUAAUGUAUAAUGGUAUAAUUUAAAUAAAAGAAUGUAUAAUAUGAAAAAA
Messenger RNA from Gigantopelta aegis, 7880 nucleotides. Its product is annotated as activating signal cointegrator 1 complex subunit 3-like. Gene Ontology annotation, molecular function: nucleic acid binding; ATP binding; ATP hydrolysis activity. The record is from RefSeq and is a predicted model, not a curated record. The transcript is spliced from 43 exons. The coding region runs from base 88 to 6696 and encodes 2202 amino acids. Lineage: Eukaryota; Metazoa; Mollusca; Gastropoda; Neomphalida; Peltospiridae.